Messenger RNA from Carcharodon carcharias (great white shark), 525 nucleotides. It is a transcript of the gene il20, whose product is annotated as interleukin 19 like. The transcript is spliced from 5 exons. NCBI's taxonomy places the organism in Eukaryota, Metazoa, Chordata, Chondrichthyes, Lamniformes, Lamnidae. Bases 1 to 525 code for a protein of 174 amino acids. The record is from RefSeq and is a predicted model, not a curated record.
AUGAAAGGUCUCGGUACUCUCUUCUCCCUGGUUGUUUUCGUCUGUCAGUCUAACCUUUCUCAGGCCAAGAGACUGCAUUUUGGUCGAUGCUCACUGACCGCUAACUUGCCCGAAAUCCAACGGGCAUUCUCAGAUAUCAGACAGGGAAUACAAGCGGAAGAUAUAAUUGAUGAUGUGAGGAUUCUAACCAAAUCUACCUUACAUGGCAUUCAGGCAGAGGAGAGCUGCUGUUUUCUGCGCCACAUGUUGAGGUUCUAUGUGGAGACUGUCUUCAAACAUCACGCUCCAUCCAGCUCCCUUAUCGAGAGGAGGACGAACAUCCUGGCCAACUCCUUCCUCAGCAUCAAGCGAGAUCUGCGCCAAUGUCAUGCAGAUAUGAAGUGCCACUGCGGAGAAAAUUCCAGAACUAAGAUACAGAACAUUCAAAAUACCUUUGAAAAUUUGGCUGUAAGGGCAGCUGCUGUUAAAGCCAUUGGUGAAAUUAAUAUUCUCAUAGAAUGGAUGGAACAAUCUCACCAGAACUAA